Messenger RNA from Nestor notabilis (Kea), 4173 nucleotides. RefSeq names its product FERM and PDZ domain containing 1 (gene FRMPD1). The record is from RefSeq and is a predicted model, not a curated record. The transcript has 10 exons. The annotation marks the transcript as partial. Lineage: Eukaryota; Metazoa; Chordata; Aves; Psittaciformes; Psittacidae. Gene Ontology annotation, cellular component: cytoskeleton.
GGGAAUUCUCUUCUUUGUAUGCCCAACGUUCUCAAGGUAUAUUUGGAAAAUGGACAGACGAAGGCUUUCAGGUUUGAGACAAGCACUACUGUCAAGGACAUUGUUCUCACCUUGAAGGAGAAGCUCUCAAUCCGGAGCAUUGCGCACUUUGCCCUUGCUCUGGAGGAGCAGUACAACGUGGCAAAGAUCCACCUGCUGCAUGAGGAAGAGCUUAUCGAGCAGGUGGUCCAAAAAAGAGAAUCUCAUGACUACCGGUGCCUCUUCAGAGUUUGCUUUGUCCCAAAGGAUCCCUUAGACCUCCUGCAGGAAGACCCAAUUGCCUUUGAAUAUCUCUACCUGCAGAGCUGCAGCGAUGUGCUUCAGGAAAGAUUUGCUGUGGAAAUGAAAUGCAGUGUGGCAUUACGUCUGGCUGCUCUGCACAUACAGGAGAGGAUCUAUGCUUGUGCUCAGCCACAGAAAGUAUCCUUGAAAUACAUUGAGAGGGACUGGGGAAUUGAAAAUUUCAUCUCACCAACUCUGCUUCGAAACAUGAGAGGGAAGGAUAUCAAGAAAGCCAUCAGCUGCCAUAUGAAGCAGAAUCAGAUGCUACUGGACCCUCGGCAAAAGCAUAUGCUCAUAGCAGUCCAAGUGCGCCUGAGCUACCUGCAAAUACUGGGAGACUUGAAGAUGUACAAUGGGAAGAUCUUUAAUGCCACCCUGAUGCUACAGGACAGAGAAUCAUACGUUGCCUUGCUGGUGGGUGCCAAGUAUGGUGUGAGCCAGAUUAUCAAUAAUAAGCUCAACAUCAUAACAAGUCUGGCAGAGUUUGCAAACAUCAGCAGAGUGGAGCUUACAGAGGAGCCUGAAAAAGUGAGCACGGUCAAAAUCUAUCUGCAGGAUCUGAAGCUGCUGACUCUGCUCCUGGAAUCAAACAGUGCAAAAGAUCUUGUCUGCCUCAUCACUGGCUAUUACAGACUGUUUGUGGAUGCAAAUGUCUCCAUAUUUACCUGGGGGGACAAAAAAAAGCAAUUGCAUCGUGUCUCAACUGAAGAAGGAUAUGAAUCUCGAACCUGCAGUGACUCUGACGACUCCUGGGAGCAGGAUUCUUCAGACCAUUGCUUGGACACUCCUACAGCAUACAGCAGUGGCCAUCCUGAGUGCAACAAGGAGGAGCUCCACAGUCUGGAGAAGGACAGCACAAAGCCCCAGUCUGGAGGGAGUGACCAAUAUGAUAGAUGUGACAAUACAACAGACACUGCAUCUGAGGCUUCAGAUUCAGCCAACACUGAGAGCCGAGGAUUUAAGACAAGUGGCUCCAGUGACUCUGUGAAUGCACUGGAGGAAGAUGAGUUGGAAAUGUGCUCUUCCUUCAGGCCGGAAUUCUUCCACUUCUACACACCAACAGUUCAGGAGAUGAGCCACUCAGACAAGACCUUCUUCCCCAUUCCUGUCUUCCCCAUUCCUGCGGCAGGAGGCUCCAGCAGGGCAGAAACUGGAGACUACUUCUGCUUCUUGCAGGUACCACAUACAGAGGAGCUUGGGUGUGAAGACAGCCCCUCUGAGCAGAGAGGAGAGGACGUUGGUGCAGCUGUGGUGGAAACCAGAUUGUCUGAGAAAAACACCAUGGGCUAUUACAACCUGUGCUACAGCGUAUCCCCUGCAGGCAGUGUGGAGAGGAGCAAUGUCAGUUACAGCCCUCAAAGAAGUCCUUGGAAAGAUGGGUCUGCCCAGGAAGGGGCACCAUGUGGAGCAGAGCUGACUGCAGAGGUGAGCGAUCCCAUUUUGGAGCCACCCCCAGGCUUUGGUGACACCAGCUCUGAGGAGGAGUUCUAUGAUGCUGCAGACAGGCUUAGCCCUCCGGAUGCCUUGGCAGGCUACAAUAUGAUGUCCCAGGAGGGUACAGACAACUGCUCCUGCAUGCUAAAGAAACCAAGGUGUUACAGCUUGGGGGAAAGCCCAAUGACAAGGCAGACAGCAAGGGAGAAACACAGAAAGGAGAAGGAGAUGACAUAUGCUAAGAGCCUAAAGAAGAGGAGAUCUUUCCUGAAAACCCAUUACACCUCACAGGUCACUUUCCCCUUGACUUUACCAGGCUCUCUGCAAAGCUGCAGCUCUUGGCCACCCACACCAACACUCCUAGCUCAGCUGCCCUCUCCACCCUCCUCUGAGAACAUCAGGGAUGCAGAGCUGGGACUUCCUGCUGCCACCCAAGCUCAGAGAGACAGUGCUAGCCCAAAUCCAUCCUCUGACCUGAUGGAGAUGGAGCCUGAUACCAUGGAAACAAAAUCAGUGACUGACUCAGUGGUUUCUUCCAUUUCAGCUAUUCACCUGCAGGGUGUUGCCAUGCAGGUGGACAGUGGCCUCCAACCUACACAUGCUGUACAUCCACCUUUCCUGUCCCUGAAGGAAGGUGUACCCCUUCCUGGGGGCACAUCUUAUUUACAGUCUGUCAGGUCACCUGCUCAGGGAAGUCCUUCCAUGAAGACAAAUACUGGGUUGCCAAGUGAAGAGAGCUGUAUGGCCACCAAAAGCUUGCUGGCCCAUGUGGCAUGGGAGGAUAUGGGUGAGGUGAUGGCAGCCCAGCACAAGGCUGGCAAUACACCCCCAUUCCCCGGCCAAGAGGUGGCCUGCCCUGGUAACAAACACACACUGCCACCAUCAGCUCAUGGCCGCAGCAUGUUCUCUCCCCAUGAGGUGGACCUCACUGCUGGGAGAGAAGCAGCACAUAAGGAGCCUGUCCCAGCUCCUUGUGAAGAAGGAAAAGCUAAUUGUGACAGCUGUACUGAAAACAGCAGUGACAGUGCCUUGUUACAGGCAAAAAGCAGACCAGUGAUAAACAAGGAGGCCUUACAGAAAGCGCACAAUAAAAAUCACAUACGUUUUCCAGAUGCAACCCAGCUCUUAACAGAUUGCAGCAGCACUUCUGGGGUUAUAACUCGCCUCUCCUGGCUCUCAUGUGGGCUGAGGACAGACUUGACAUCACCCAGCCCAUCUCAGGAAUGGGUAGGUAUCCCACUAGAGCUUUUGGACUCUGAGAAAACCAGUGUGUGCCUGGGGGCUGAUGCUAUUGGAAAGGAGAUGCAAACAUCUCCAGCUGGAGCACUGUUUGAGAAAGAGUUGCUAAGCAGCCAGGAGCUGGAUGAAGGAGACCCUAGAAAAGAUGCAGGAAAUGUGGCUGUCACACACCCACAGCCUGUUCAGACUCCUCUUCCCAGAGAACAGCCUACUGAGGUGGGAAAAGACUCUCCUAAAACUCCAUCUGUAGGGCUUUCCAUCUCCUCAGGCCCAAUUCCCUUUGGCAUGUUGGAGAAAAGAGCAGAAGAUCUUGGGGCUUCAAAGCACUCCUUCCUCUGCUUUAACCACAAGGAGGAUGAGCAGAGUCAGCAGAGUGCUUCUGACCCCAUCACGACCAGGUCCUUCGGGUUUUCCACAAUGAAGACAUCUCCACCACAGCUUGGGAUGGACAAGUGCAGCUGUCAGCUGUCCUAUACCAGCUGCUUCCACAGGCCUGAUGACAUGGGAGAAUAUGAAACUACCAUCCCCAUGUGCAACACGUUUUUGGGGCCCCUCACCACCCCACCAUCCAGCAGCCGCAGUCUUCCUGGGACCCCUGUGAGCAGUUACUCAGCCUCUAUUGCUAGGGACAUGGCAUGGUGGGACCCUUACGUCCAAGCCCUCAGCAAGCUGAAGGACCAAGCACGGAUGAGUCCUGCAGAUUUUUCCUGCUUCCUGGCCUACACAACAGAGCUUCGGGAGGUUGUGAGGAAGCUCUCCAGGAACCAAGCAACCCAUCUGCAAGGUCGAUGUUCUGAGCAGGGUGCUGAGAGCAAGGGUGCCCUUGGCUUAGUCUCCCAGCAUCUGCUGUCCAGUUGCCAGGAGCUCUUGAAAACAGAGCAGCCCCUCAAAGAGCUGCACAGUGUGCUGAGGGUGACAUUCAACCACCUAGUUCAACUGGCAGUGGCCUGCUUCCAGGUGACGCACUGCCAGCUGUGCAGGCAGAGGCAGCAGGAGCUUGGGGCUGCACUCAUGGAUGUGGUGGGAACCUACCAGCAGCUUGUGCAGGCUGUUCACCAGCAGCUCUGCCAGCAAGCCUGCCCGGAUGUGGGUGCCAAGCUCCUUGCCCGCCAACACACAGCCCUUACAGCUGCCAUAUUUUGUCUUCUGCAGCAGUUCAGGGUACCCCCGUUGUUGUGA